Messenger RNA from Mus caroli (Ryukyu mouse), 2857 nucleotides. It is a transcript of the gene Nsun2, whose product is annotated as NOP2/Sun RNA methyltransferase 2. Gene Ontology annotation, biological process: tRNA methylation. The record is from RefSeq and is a predicted model, not a curated record. Gene Ontology annotation, cellular component: nucleus; cytoplasm. NCBI's taxonomy places the organism in Eukaryota, Metazoa, Chordata, Mammalia, Rodentia, Muridae. Gene Ontology annotation, molecular function: tRNA binding; tRNA (cytidine-N5)-methyltransferase activity.
AUGCAGCCGGAAGUGCAGCGUGCGUGCGGCUUGGUGGGUCGCUGUGUGCGCUCCGCGUGUGCAGCCGCGUGGGCCAUGGGGCGGCGGGCGCGGGGCCGGCGGUUCCAGCAGCCGCCGCAGCCUGAGGGCGAGGAAGACGGCAGCGACGGCGGCAGAAAGCGCGGCCAGGCGGGCUGGGAAGGUGGCUAUCCCGAGAUCGUAAAGGAGAACAAGCUCUUCGAGCACUACUAUCAGGAACUCAAGAUCGUGCCGGAGGGAGAAUGGGACCAAUUCAUGGAGUCACUCCGAGAACCUCUCCCAGCCACACUGAGAAUCACUGGGUACAAAAGCCAUGCCAAAGAGAUUCUCCACUGCUUGAAGAACAAGUACUUUAAGGAGUUGGAGGACCUGGAAGUAGAUGGACAGAAAGUUGAAGUUCCACAACCACUAAGCUGGUACCCUGAAGAACUUGCCUGGCACACAAACUUAAGUCGGAAAAUCUUGAGGAAGUCCCCAUUGUUGGCAAAGUUUCAUCAGUUCCUGGUCAGCGAGACUGAGUCUGGAAACAUCAGCCGCCAGGAGGCUGUCAGCAUGAUCCCCCCACUGCUGCUCAACGUGGAGCCGCACCAUAAGAUCUUAGACAUGUGUGCAGCCCCUGGAUCCAAGACCACACAGUUAAUUGAAAUGUUGCAUGCAGACAUGAGUGUGCCCUUUCCAGAGGGAUUUGUAAUCGCAAAUGACGUGGACAACAAGCGCUGCUAUCUGCUCGUCCAUCAGGCCAAAAGGUUGAGCAGUCCCUGCAUCAUGGUGGUAAACCAUGACGCAUCCAGCAUACCUAGACUUACAGUAGAUGUGGACGGAAGGAAAGAGAUUCUCUUCUAUGAUCGAAUUUUAUGUGAUGUCCCUUGCAGUGGCGAUGGCACAAUGAGAAAAAACAUUGAUGUCUGGAAGAAAUGGACAACCUUAAACAGCUUGCAGCUCCAUGGCCUCCAGCUUCGGAUUGCAACUCGAGGUGCUGAGCAGCUGGCGGAAGGUGGCAGGAUGGUGUAUUCCACAUGUUCCUUGAACCCCGUGGAGGAUGAAGCAGUGAUAGCAGCUCUGCUAGAGAAGAGUGAAGGAGCUCUUGAGCUUGCUGAUGUGUCUGCUGAGUUGCCAGGACUGAAGUGGAUGCCUGGAGUCUCACAGUGGAAGGUCAUGACUAGAGACGGGCAGUGGUUUGCAGACUGGCAUGAGGUUCCCCAGGGCAGGCAUACACAAAUCCGGCCUACCAUGUUCCCACCAACGGACCUGGAGAAGCUACAGGCAAUGCAUCUAGAGCGAUGCCUUCGAAUCCUGCCCCAUCAUCAGAAUACUGGAGGGUUCUUUGUGGCAGUAUUGGUCAAGAAAGCACCAAUGCCGUGGAACAAACGUCAGCCCAAGGUCCAGAGUAAAUCUGCAGAAGCCAGAGAACCCAGGGUAUCCAGCCAUGUGGCUGCCACAGAGGGAAAUCCCAGUGACCAGUCUGAGCUGGAAAGUCAGAUGAUAACUGGAGCUGGUGACUCAGAAACAGCUCACACCACUGAGAACACAGAGAGUAAUGAGAAGAAAGAUGGCGUGUGUGGCCCUCCUCCAUCAAAGAAAAUGAAGUUGUUUGGAUUUAAAGAAGAUCCAUUUGUAUUCAUUCCUGAAGAUGAUCCUUUGUUUCCACCUAUUGAGAAGUUUUAUGCCUUGGAUCCUUCAUUCCCGAGGAUGAAUCUGUUAACCCGAACCACAGAAGGAAAGAAGCGGCAGCUUUAUAUGGUCUCCAAGGAGCUGAGGAAUGUACUGCUGAACAAUAGCGAGAAGAUGAAGGUCAUUAACACUGGGAUAAAAGUCUGGUGUCGAAAUAACAGUGGUGAAGAAUUCGAUUGUGCGUUCCGUUUGGCACAGGAGGGAAUAUAUACAUUGUAUCCAUUUAUCAAUUCAAGAAUCAUCACUGUGUCAAUGGAAGACGUGAAGACACUGCUGACCCAGGAGAACCCAUUCUUUAGAAAACUGAGCAGUGAGGCCUACAGUCAAGUCAAGGAACUCGCAAAGGGAAGUGUUGUGCUGAAGUAUGAGCCAGAUUCUGCGAAUCCAGACACCCUCCAGUGCCCCAUCGUGCUGUGUGGGUGGCGGGGAAAGGCCUCUAUUCGAACUUUUGUGCCCAAAAAUGAGCGACUUCAUUAUCUCAGGAUGAUGGGUCUGGAGGUAUUGGGAGAAAAGAAGAAAGAGGGAGUCAUUCUUACCAAUGAGAGUGCUGCCAGCCCAGAGCAGCCUGAAGAUGAGGAGGAUGCCAAGCAGACAGCACAAGACCCCUGUGUCCCAGACUCCAUCCCUGGCUGUGAUGCAGCUGCAGCUGAGCCAUCCCGGUGAAGGAGUCUCCACACACUGAAUUGGUACCAUCCGUUGUUGGAGAUCAAACCUAGAAUGUCCUUAGCCAGGGACCUGGAAAUGAGUGGUGGCCACAGUCUGUGGAGAGCUGUGCUUUCUAACAUUUAGGAGUCGCUUUUGCAGGGUGGAUACAUGUUUCUGCUGUUAAAGGCUAACACAGCCUUUGCAGAAGUUCAGAUCCCUUGUCGGCCAAUAUUGACCUAGUCUUCUAAAACGAUAGUAAAAAUCUACAAGUCUUUGGGAAGCAGCUCUAUCUAUGCUUUAAUACUUUCUGGACUGCACAUCAGUGUGCUGUGUAGUCAUGCUGACACUGAGGUCUCAGGUGACUUCUGUGCCUUUGUGAUAAAGGGUGAGAUAAGCCAUCUCAGAGGGAAGGCUGGUGAAUCAUGACAGCAGUUUUGGGGACCGUUUGUGCUUACCCUGGAGUUGUUUUAAGUGGGGUGGAGAUUGCUUGGGUCAUGAAAUAAAGAGCUUUUAUGAUCAUGUA